AAAACAAAAAAUUAAAGCAAUCUCCAUUUGCCUGCUCUGCACCCAUUUAUUUCUAUCAGGGAAAAACAAGAACACGCUUUCUUUGGGAAUUCAAGCAUGGCGGGGAUGGAAGGAGGAGGGACAUUAUCGGAAGUGUAUCAAAGCGCUAGAAAGCUACUUCUUCGAGCAAGGGAUGGGGUCGAACGCUUAGAGAGAUUCGAGAGCUCCGUCUCCGGUACCGAUUCUCCUGAACUCUCCUUCGCCGUUAAGAAAGAUAUCUCUCAGAUCCACUCUCUAUGCGCCGAUAUGGAUCGCCUCUGGCGUUCUAUCCCCGCCAAAUCUCAACGCGAUCUCUGGAAAAGAAAAGUUGAACAAGUGGCUGAAGAGGCUGACUCUUUGAAAGAUAGUUUAGACAAGUAUUCUAUGAGGAAUCAGAGACGGAUGUUGGAAGCGAAAGAGAGAGCUGAGUUGCUUGGAAGAGCUAAUGGGGAGUCAGCUCAUGUCCUGAGAAUUUUUGAUGAGGAAGCACAAGCAAUGCAAUCAGUUCGAAAUUCAUCACGAAUGUUGCAAGAAUCUUUUGAAACUGGAACAGCAAUCCUUUCCAAAUAUGCAGAACAAAGAGAUCGCCUCAAGAGAGCACAACGAAAGGCCCUGGAUGUACUUAACACGGUGGGGCUCUCCAACUCUGUCCUGAGGCUCAUUGAGAGGAGGAACCGUGUUGAUACAUGGAUCAAAUACGUGGGGAUGGUUUUGACAGUCGUCAUUGUGUAUUUCUUCUGGAAAUGGACCCGGUGAUUUGCUGUUUUUCUCGAUUCACUUUUCCUCCUAAGCACAAAGGUUUGUUUUCCUGGAUCUCUGAUCAUGUUAAGAAGACAAGUAGCGCAAGUUUUAACGUGAACAGCUUUGAUAUAUGGAAGAGAUGACAAAAAUAGAUGGUGCAUUUACGGAGGACGUUGAUUUGGAAUAUGAAAAUGUGAAAAAGAGUUGGAAGAACAGGUAAGGUGAGGGAUAUGAAUCCGGAAUUCAGGAUUAUAGAUUGUUAAUUUGAUAUUCGGAUCAGGAAACAGUGCCGGUAAGCACUUCCAUAUUUAGCUACAAAGCAUUGCCAGUGAAUUGAAGCUAGAAAAUGUUGUCGAAAGUUGCUUGCUAUCAACUGUGACUGUGAAUCUAGUUAAUGAUUAGAUCGUAUAUUUUUGUGGUUUCGUAA
This is a messenger RNA of Gossypium raimondii (Peruvian cotton), 1186 nucleotides long. RefSeq names its product membrin-11. Gene Ontology annotation, cellular component: Golgi apparatus; endoplasmic reticulum membrane; late endosome membrane. Gene Ontology annotation, biological process: vesicle-mediated transport; vesicle fusion. Lineage: Eukaryota; Viridiplantae; Streptophyta; Magnoliopsida; Malvales; Malvaceae. The transcript is spliced from 4 exons. The record is from RefSeq and is a predicted model, not a curated record. The coding region runs from base 97 to 774 and encodes 225 amino acids. Gene Ontology annotation, molecular function: SNARE binding; SNAP receptor activity.